AGAUAGCGAGUUUUGCCCCCAAAACAGCGAUCGAGGGAAUUUAUGAGCACGAGAUCUCGAUUCCCAAUACACGGUUUGGAAUCGAGGCACAAUGCAAAUGAAUCCUGUUUGGAAGCUGGCUCUUGGGUUAUUACUUCUUGGUUCAGUUAUUGGCUCUUUUGCGGAACUUGACUUUGGUCAUUGCGAAAGACUUGUGAAAAAGUGGGCUGAUUCUUCUUCAUCUCGUGAAGAACAUGUUAAAAAAGACAAACGCUCGCUUCAGGAUUUGCUCUUCUUUCUCCAUGUUCCCCGAACUGGAGGCAGGACAUAUUUUCAUUGUUUCUUGAGGAAGUUGUAUGAUAGCUCUGAGGAAUGUCCUCGAUCUUACGACAAGCUCCACUUCAAUCCAAGGAAGGAAAAGUGCAAGUUGUUGGCCACACAUGAUGAUUAUAGUUUGAUGGCAAAGCUUCCGAGGGAGAGAACUUCGGUGAUGACAAUAGUUCGGGAUCCUGUUGCGCGAGUGUUAAGCACUUAUGAAUUUUCAGUAGAGGUAGCAGCUAGGUUUCUGGUGCACCCCAAUUUAACUUCUGCGUCAAGGAUGUCUAGCCGCAUACGCAAGAGUAAUGUAAUAAGCACGCUAGACAUAUGGCCAUGGAAAUACCUAGUUCCAUGGAUGAGAGAAGACCUGUUUGCUCGGCGAGAUGCACGAAAAGUUAAGGGCGUAGUUAUCAUUGAGGAUGAUAACCCAUAUGACAUGGAGGAGAUGCUUAUGCCUUUGCACAAAUAUCUUGAUGCGCCUACUGCUCAUGACAUAAUCCACAAUGGAGCGACAUUUCAGAUUGCAGGAUUGACAAAUAACUCCCAUUUAUCAGAAGCACAUGAGGUUCGGCAUUGUGUGCAGAAGUUCAAAACCCUUGGUGAGCCUGUUCUCCAAGUUGCCAAGAGGAGGCUGGACAACAUGUUGUAUGUUGGACUGACAGAGGAGCACAGGGAAUCUGCAUCACUUUUUGCCAAUGUAGUGGGUUCUCAAGUGCUGUCUCAAGUGGUUCCGUCCAAUGCAACUGCGAAAACCAAAACCCUUAGAUCAGAAGCAAGUGUCACAAUUUCAGAAUCGGGGUCUGAUAAUAUUCAGAAUGGUACAUCUGAAGUUGCAUUGAAUAACACAGAAGCUAAGAGUGGAAAUAUGACGGUAAAAACCCUUAUGGAAGUCUAUGAAGGCUGCAUCACUCAUUUACGGAAGUCCCAAGGAACCAGACGGGUCAACUCUUUGAAGAGAAUUUCUCCAGCAAAUUUUACCAGAGGGACGCGUACAAGAGUUUCUAAAGAGGUCAUUCAGCAGAUCAAAUCGCUUAACAACCUCGAUGUGGAGCUCUACAAGUAUGCAAAAGAAAUCUUUGCCAAAGAACAUGAAUUAGUGUCGAAUAAGUUGAUAUCAACUUCUAAGAGAAGCAUUGUUGAUCUGCCGAGUGAGUUAAAGAGCGUUUUCGGAGAAAUGGGUGAAGAGAAGCUAUGGAAGUUACCUGAAGCUGAAGCUGAGGAGGACUUCAAAGGUCUUCUUUCUGGUGAUUUCUUUGAUGAUCUCAUCAAUCACCUUGACUGCCCUCUUGAAGACAUCGAUUCCACCAAUGGUGAGGGAGAUUGGGUUGCCAGGUUUCAAGACCUUGAGCCUCCCCCCAUGGAUAUGUUUCCCAGUUUGCCUUCUGAGCUCAUCUCUUGUGCCACUGGAGGUCGUCUGGGGAUUCAAAGGAACAUGAUUCCUGCUUUCAAACAGUCCUGUUCUUCUGAAGCCUUGUCCGGCAUUAAUACCACUCUCCACCAAUCUUCAGCUCCUCCUGAUAUCAAAGUUUCCAAGCUAUUUCAGUCUCUAAGUCCAGUGUCAGUUCUCGAGAACAGUUAUGGUUCUCUCUCCACCCAGAACUCCGGAUCUCAGAGAUUGGCUUUCCCUGUGAAAGGCAUGAGAAGCAAGCGCAAACGCCCCACAACACUGAGACUUAGCUACCUUUUCCCCUCUGAACUUAGAAAGCCCGAGAAGUCAACUCCUGCCGAAUCAGAAUCCGAGAGUUACUAUUCUUCUGAGCAACAUGCCAAGAAGAAACGCAAGAUCCACCUGACCACCCACACGGUGUCUUCCAGUUCUGAGGCAAGCAACUCAGAUGGGAUAGUCCGGAAAUGCACUCAUUGUGAGACAACCAAGACCCCGCAGUGGAGGGAAGGACCCAAAGGACGAAAGACCCUCUGCAACGCUUGCGGGGUGCGGUUCAGAUCUGGUCGUCUAGUUCCAGAAUACCGACCAGCCUCAAGCCCGACCUUCAUCCCAUCUGUGCAUUCAAACUCACACAGGAAGAUCGUUGAAAUGAGAAGGAAGGACGACGAACAGUUUGAUACCAGCAUGAUGCGGGCAGUGAUAUCCAGAGGUAGACAGCAUAGCAUGAAUUGGUUACCUGAAGCUGAAGCUGAGGAGCACUUCAAAGGUCUUCUCUCUGGUGAUUUCUUUGAUGGUCUCACCAAUCACCUUGAUUGCCCACUUGAAGACAUCGAUUCCACCAAUGUUGAGGGUGAUUGGGUUGCUAGGUUUCAAGACCUUGAGCCUCCUCCCAUGGAUAUGUUCCCUGCUUUGCCUUCUGAGCUCACCUCUUUUGCCAUUCGCAAGGACAAGGGCGCUCGUGUGGGCAUUCGCAAGAACAUGAAACAGUCCUGUUCUUCUCAAGCCUUGUCUGGCAUCAACAGCACUUUCCUCCAAUCUUCAGCGCCUCCCGAAAUCAAUGUUUCAAAGCUAUUUCAGUCUUUAGGUCCAGUAUCAGUUCUUGAGAGAUUGGCUUUCCCUGUGAAAGGCAUGAGAACCAAGCGCAAACGCCCCACAACACUGAGACUUAGCUACCUUUUCCCCUUUGAGCCCAGAAACCCUGAGAAGUCAACUCCGGGCGAAUCAGAAGCCGAGAGUUACUAUUAUUCUGAGCAACAUGCCAAGAAGAAACACAAGAUUCACCUGAUCACCCACACGGUGUCUUCCAGUUUUGAGGCAAGUAACUCCGAUGGGAUAGUCCGGAAAUGCACUCAUUGUGAGACAACCAAGACCCCGCAGUGGAGGGAAGGACCCUGUGGACCGAAGACCCUCUGCAACGCUUGCGGGGUCCGGUUCAAAUCUGGUCGUUUAGUUCCAGAAUACCGACCAGCCUCAAGCCCGACCUUCAUCCCAUCUGUGCAUUCAAACUCACACAGGAAGAUCAUUGAGAUGAGAAGGAAGGACGACGAACAGUUUGAUACCAGCAUGAUUCGGGCAGUGAUAUCCGGAGCAUAAGGACAAGAGGGUAAAGCAGUUUUAAGUUUGGUCUCUGAUCUGCAGAAAUGGGAACUCAAGUGAAGGAAGAAUAUGGUAUAAAAGUAGGGGUUAGUGACUGGUUUCAAAUCUGAUGAAGAGAGUUUAGGGGUUUAGUUGAAUUUAGGUAUAUUAAAUAUUGUUGUUUGAU
Molecule: messenger RNA, 3446 nt
Organism: Arabidopsis arenosa
Lineage: Eukaryota; Viridiplantae; Streptophyta; Magnoliopsida; Brassicales; Brassicaceae
Source: the annotation of a GenBank genome assembly